This is a messenger RNA of Suillus paluster, 546 nucleotides long. RefSeq lists its product as uncharacterized. The transcript is spliced from 4 exons. Lineage: Eukaryota; Fungi; Basidiomycota; Agaricomycetes; Boletales; Suillaceae. The coding region runs from base 1 to 546 and encodes 181 amino acids. The record is from RefSeq and is a predicted model, not a curated record.
AUGUCCACGGCCACAUUUACAGUGCUGGAAUUUUUUCAUGAGUUGAUCCUGCAAGGGAAGCUCAACAUCUUUGACUUCUACAAUACCCUUCUCCGCAUCUCAGAUGGCCCUGGAGUUACAGACUUCAUGAAUCACUAUAACGACCUUUCACGCAUUAUGCGUCAAUGGCAGCAUGUCAUGUCCCUCAAGCGAGCUGGUCAUGGACAUGAUCCAGCAGGAAUAGAAGCCACCAGUGCAGGAUCAUUGGUCAUAGAAUGUGCUGCUUGCCCUCAUCCAGGACGCAACUUGCCUGAUGGUUGGGAAACUACUACUCGAAAUUCUAUGUACCUUUACACAUUAUAUCUGUCAAUGGACACAAACUUUCAGCUUCCUCUGAAGAACCACCACUUAAGAGAUAUUGAACUUGCCCCAGGGUGGUCAUUUUUUGUGGAGGAGUCUGCAUUUCAAGCAGUAAUAGCUGAGUCUGGGGAGCGCAACAAGGGGAGCACAUGUCAAGUCAAGCAUGACCCCAUUGUUCGUGCCAAUGUCCAUAACAAAGAUGGGUAG